AUGCUGCCCACCGCUAACUUGCAUCUCAGAGGGUUGUACGAUACAACAGUCGAGUUUUUUGCACUCCGUAGCCCCACUCUUUCCUCACGAGCUGUGUCCUCAUCAUCCUCUCACGCUGGUAGUGACCCUCAGUCUAGGACCCUGACCCCCGUGCCCGACCCUAUUGCGAAAUUAACACAAGAGUGCGCAUCGUUACGUGAAAGAUUAGACGCCGCUGACCGUCGGCAAGGUACAUGCACCUGUUUCUCGUCGCCUGGAUCAAAUAUGUCAACUGUGCGUCGGGAAUUAGAAGAUACGCGGAAAGAGCUUGUACGGGCGAGGUUGGAGGUGUCGAGGCUGGAGACGCGUUGCAUGAUGCUUGAGAAGUCGCUAAAGGAGACGAGAGAUCUACUCCGGGCAAGUAGCCCUGACAAGAUCCCGCAGGGACCACAGACAGAGAAUAGCCGGAACGAUGAGGGCGUUGAGGAGGAGCUGGACGACGUUGAUGAGAAGGUCGAGGAGGAGGCUACAUCUCUCUCAUCAGAGGAACAAAGGGCGCAACUGAAGAGCGAAGAGGUGUAUAUGACGAGGACGGACAGUUGGUCGGGUGCUCAGCUGCUUCAAGCCGUUCAGGAUCUCAAUUCUGAGAUUCUCCAAUUUGCAGCGGCUGCGACAGAGCUGUGUACUUUCGACAAGAAGACAUACCCGUCAUCAUCGAAAGCCACGAAUCAGGCUACACAGGAUACCGCAACUCGACUGGGUGCUGAUCUGGCGCGGAUACUGUCGACGAGAGACCAUUCGCAGGAUCCUAUGCUAGUCCAGCUCGCCUUGCAGGGGUGUCUCUCUACUUGUGUAGCACGGGCGCUGCUGCCAUUCUGUAUGGGGUUCCCGUCGAAACCAGACAGCAUAUUAUCUCAGAUAUACGCGCAUAUGUAUAUGGCCGAACCUCAGCCAACGUCGUCCAGAUGGAGAGCCUUGACACACCGACAUAUCCACACGAUGUAUCCCUAUCUUGACGACUACUCCAUUAACGAACUUUCCGAGACUAUGUUUCGUUGGUCGUCCGACAUUCUUUUUAUUGCAGGCUGUCCGACCACAGACAGACUGUCUUUGUCGACGCGAGAGGGGCUUCGAACGCGGUUUGGAGAUCAGAUAAAGCGCAUAGCAAAGACAGUUUCAAAUUUGGCCCAGGUGACGAGAGAGGAGAUAAUGUCGACGCGAUUCGAUAUCAUUGCUAUUGAGAACGAGUCGAAUUUUGAUCCUAGGAGAAUGGUAGACGCUUUCGGCGACUAUGGGACGUCCAGAGGCGACAUUCUGAUAACGACAGAGGUGGGUUUACGCUGUACGACGAGAAAGGAUUUGGUUGAUUUGAAUACGGAGAGGCCCGGGGGAGAGGUUGAGCAGCGGCUGUUACUGCCGCCAAAGGUGGUCCUGGAUUCCGUGUUAGACUUCAUGGAGCCUAAGUGA
This is a messenger RNA of Desarmillaria tabescens, 1446 nucleotides long. RefSeq lists its product as uncharacterized. Bases 1 to 1446 code for a protein of 481 amino acids. Lineage: Eukaryota; Fungi; Basidiomycota; Agaricomycetes; Agaricales; Physalacriaceae. The transcript is spliced from 2 exons. The record is from RefSeq and is a predicted model, not a curated record.